Penicillium angulare is the source of this 1347-nucleotide messenger RNA. RefSeq lists its product as uncharacterized. Bases 1 to 1347 code for a protein of 448 amino acids. Gene Ontology annotation, cellular component: membrane. Gene Ontology annotation, molecular function: transmembrane transporter activity. The transcript is spliced from 6 exons. Gene Ontology annotation, biological process: transmembrane transport. Lineage: Eukaryota; Fungi; Ascomycota; Eurotiomycetes; Eurotiales; Aspergillaceae. The record is from RefSeq and is a predicted model, not a curated record.
AUGACUUCCGCCAAAGAGCCAUUCCCGGCUUUAUCACAGUCUGUGACGAACAAUGAUGACAAGGCCGAUUCAUUCAUUCAACAGGAUCCGGAUGCAGACGAAGAGUUUACGAUUGCUGAACAGCGGAAGAUAAUACGAAAGGUGGACAGACGCCUGCUAGUUCUGCUGGGGUUGAUGCAGGCAGUUUCAUUUUUGGAUAGAGCGAAUAUUUCCAAUGCGGCUGUUGCAGGAAUGACAAAAGCGCUUGGGCUCGGCAUUGGAGCGCGUUAUUCUAUCGUCCUCCUCGUCUUCUUCGCCCCAUAUGUUGUUCUACAAUUUCCUGCCUCUAUUGCUGUUCGAAAUAUUGGGCCUCGGAUCUUCCUAUCGACAAUUGUAUUUCUAUGGGGUAUAGUGAUGAUCUGCUUCGCCUUCGCUCAGUCAUGGAAAUCUCUCAUACCCCUCCGGAUGAUCAUCGGUGCACUUGAAGCAGGGUGUUUUCCAAGCCAGUACUAUCUCAUAUCAUCGUGGUAUUCUCGCUAUGAUUUAUACAAGAGAACAUCAAUUUUCUAUCUGAUUGGUGUUCUUGGGUCUGCUCUCUCAGGUGUUCUUGCUCUCGGUUUUUCGAAGAUGGAUGGGCUAGCAGGCUACAGUGGCUGGCGAUGGAUCUUCAUUAUAGAGGGCAUCAUCACCUGCCUCAUCGGAUUAGCCGGGUAUAUAUUCAUGGUUGAUUUCCCGGACCAAGCACAUAAGACAUGGGGAUUCCUCACGGAGCGCGAAGGAGCCUAUAUCAUCCGCCGGAUCAAUCGCGAUCGCCAAGACGCAGGAUUGGACCAUUUCUCGUUCGCCAAAUUCCUCAGGCCUGCACGCGAUUUCAAAGUCUGGGGCUUUGCAAUGAUAUUCUUGUGCACAACGAUGCAAGCAUACUCGAUCGGCUACUUCCUCCCUGUUAUCCUUGAGACAGAGAUGGGGUUCUCUUCCGCUACAACACAAGGCCUCAGCACACCACCCUAUAUUAUCGCCAUGAUCCUCAUGUUCUUUCAGGGCUAUAUUAGUGAUAAGAUACACCUCAGGUACCCCGUACUCUACUUCAAUUCCUUAGUAUCCAUCGCUGGGCUGUGUUUGAUGGUCUGGACUUCGGCGCCGGGUGUCCAGUACUUUGGUGCUAUUCUCACGACGAGUGGGUGCAGCGCCAACUUGCCCACCGUGAUGGUAUUUCAGGCGAACAAUAUUCGGGGAGCGUGGAAACGGGCAUUUUGCAGUGCGAGUAUGAUUGGGCUUGGGGGUACCGGUGGGAUCGUUGGGAGCCUAGUUUUCCGGUCGCAGGAUGGGCCCAAAUAUCUUCCUGGAAUUUGUGCCUCUUUGACGUGA